Camelina sativa (false flax) is the source of this 1306-nucleotide messenger RNA. RefSeq lists its product as uncharacterized. The record is from RefSeq and is a predicted model, not a curated record. Lineage: Eukaryota; Viridiplantae; Streptophyta; Magnoliopsida; Brassicales; Brassicaceae.
UAUUUUAGGUCUUACUCCCAGCCUCCGCUCACAGCUCUCUCCUCCUCGCCCCUGCUUCAGCUGCUUACCGUUGUUGUUCCCCUCUCCGCUUUGCCAAUCUAGCCUCUAAUCGGCGGUGCUCUCGUUCUGCUAGGGUCCUCUUCGUAGUUACCGGAGUUAUUUCCGGCGUGUUUUUCCGGCAUCCUCUCCGGCUUCUUCCGUUUCUAAUAGUGUUUUUUCUGCUUCUCGGUUUCAAUGGCUCGACUUUCUUCGAUGAUUUCGCUGCGCCAUAACCCUUCGUUUCCGACGGAUCUGCUUGCUUUUAUCGGCCUGAAGCUUCCAUCGGCGCUGGCCUCAUUGUCGUUUCGUCCUUCUCCACCAGAUCCGCCUGAUCCUCCAGACCCUCCAGAUCCCUCUCCGGCUCAAAGCCAUGUAGCUCAUAUCGUCAAGUCACACCAGCUUCUUAGCCUCGUUGGCAGCAGAGUUGAUUGCUCGCACUCCAUUUCCAUCUCAAUCAACAUGCCUCCUCUCCUGUUCCCCCAGGUAUGCUCCUGUUCUUCGGUCUCUGGUUCUUCUACGUUGGAAAGUUCUUGGAUGAUCGUUGAGAGUGUGGCUCUGGCUUUGUGGAAUUUGGAUCUCGUUUUUACUCCUUUGAUGAAUUUGGAUACCCGUGGAUCCACAUUUGUGCUUUCUUGUGGCACCUUUAUCGCCUUAUUGCGAAUGUUUACUGCAGUAUGCAGAUUAUACUUCAAAUUGGCUGUGUUAGUAGCCGCUUUGUUGCAGAUUGGAAAGAGAUCUUUGCUCUCCUUCACCGUUACAGAUUAUCUGGUUCACCGGGGCUUUUACAGCCCUCAUCUCUCCUUUAAGGAGCUUAUUAUCCUCCCAAAUACUUCACUUGGUUUUAGUGGUAUUGUCACAGGGAGCAUUGUUCUGAAGACUGUUCUACUUGAAGUAGAAGCGAGGUUUGUUGCCCAAGACUGUCCCCGCUCAGCUUUUGCUGACUGUUCGUCGUUGGUGUCUUUAGAGGCUUCGUUUCCUCCAUUCAAGAACCAAUCUACUUUGGUUGAGCUUGUUAGCUCCCAUCUUUCCCAUUAUCCAUGGUUUGAGCUUGUUAGCUCCCAUCUAUCCCUUUAUCUAUGGUUUGAGCUUGUUAGCUCCCAUCUAUCCUUUCAUUUAUGUUUAGCUUCUGAUUUCGUUAUUGUUGUUGUUUUACCAUUUGCUCAAGUGGCUUGGUUUGUUUGGGAUUUUGAUAGCCAUUUGUACUUUCUCCUUGAGGAGGAAGAACUCUUUUAAUUUGAAUGAAAUCCUAGUUUGACAAAAAAAAAAA